Phalaenopsis equestris is the source of this 1403-nucleotide messenger RNA. RefSeq names its product serine/threonine-protein kinase CTR1-like. NCBI's taxonomy places the organism in Eukaryota, Viridiplantae, Streptophyta, Magnoliopsida, Asparagales, Orchidaceae. The coding region runs from base 247 to 1359 and encodes 370 amino acids. The transcript is spliced from 4 exons. The record is from RefSeq and is a predicted model, not a curated record.
UACUUGUUCCAAAGCAUGUGCAGUUUGUUCUAACUUUUUAAAGUGUUCAUCGGCCCUGGUCGGUCAAAAGAUUUUCUCUCCGUGAGCACGUGUCGAUCCAUUGCAAUCAACCAUACUUUAGAGUUCAGAGGCAUCUUCAGGCUAACCCCCACCACCGCCUCUCUCCCGGCAGCCGGAGAUGCGUGUAGCCAUGGUUACGUAGUUUACUUCCAUCGAUGCGACUUCCUUUUCUUCCUCUUCGCUGUAAUGGACGUUCUCGGUAGGCGAUCGAGCUACGCCCUCUUAAACAACCAGUACCCUGACGAGCCUCAGCCGAUCCAAAUUGAGAUGCCGCCACCGGAGAAGAUUCGUGGGAAAAUCCCCUUCGACUGGCCAAUUGGCGCCGACGCCAUGGACGUCGCCGAGCUCCGCGCUGGGGUGCGGAUCGGCCCCAUGUUUCCCUCUACUGGCCUCCAGAGGCAGUCCAGUGGAAGCAGUUUUGGGGAGAGUUCGUUCUCUGGAGAUUACUAUCUCCCGACGACGCUAUCUUCCGUGUCAGCAACCAUGGUUACCGAUGGUUACAAUCCAACCUCAGCUGGCGGUGUAGGUGAGGUGAGGACGAAGGAAGGGGGUGAAGCAGUGGUCUCGUCCUCGUCUUCGAAGAGCUGGGCACAGCAGGCAGAGGAGGCUUAUCAGCUCCAGCUUGCCCUGGCGCUUCGACUGUGUUCGGAGGCCAGUUGUGCCAAUGAUCCCAACUACUUGGAUCCUGGUGAUCAUAUGAGUUUGGCUGAGCGGCCGUCGCCUGAAACUACGUCUCAUAGGUUUUGGGUUAAUGGUUCUCUAUCUUACAAUGAUAAAGUUCCAGAUGGCUUCUACAUGAUUCAGGGGAUGGAUCCUUUCGUCUGGACUCUGUGCACUGAUGUGCACGAAGGAAGUCGGAUUCCAACACUAGAAUCUUUCAAGUUUAUUCAGCCAAAUGAAUCAUCAAUUAAUGUAAUUAUUGUGGAUAGAUACAGUGACCCUGAAUUGAGGCAAUUACAUAAUUUGGCUGCUGGAAUUUCUUCCAGCUUUGCUACUACAAAAGAGAUUGUAGAACAGAUUGCAAAGCUUGUCUGCGUGCAAAUGGGGGGUGCAGCUAUGGAUGAAGAACAUGAUCUGCUCCCUCGAUGGAAAGAGAGCAGUAAGGAUCUCAAGGACUUCUCGCGUUCUGUUGUUAUCCCAGUUGGGACACUAUCCGUUGGUCUUUGCAGGCAUCGUGCCUUGCUGUUUAAAAUUUUAGCUGAUGCAGUCCAUUUGCCAUGCCGAAUUGCUAAGGGCUGCAAAUUUUGUAAACGCGAGGAUUCUUCCUCUUGUUUAGUGCACUUUGGUCUCGAAAGGUAAGAUUUCUGACUUAAAAGCCAUAAUUUUUGUUAUGAAGAAGUGCA